Symbiodinium sp. CCMP2456 is the source of this 2673-nucleotide messenger RNA. Lineage: Eukaryota; Dinophyceae; Suessiales; Symbiodiniaceae. The record is from the annotation of a GenBank genome assembly.
AUGGCUGCUUUGGAAGUUUUCAAUGACCUGGAGAAGUAUGCCAUGCUUGCGGGCUGCCCGCCAACGCUGCUGGAUCAACUGCUGCCAACGCUGUUGCACAAUAUGGCACUGGCAGAAGAGGACUACUUGAAAGAGCCGCCUGCAGUCCUUGAGGAUGCAGCGCUUGUCGAUCUCCUAAAAUGUCGACUCCGAGAAGGGAUCGAUCUGGAGCCAGUUCAAAGCAGCUUUACCGCCAGACAAAGAGCUGCCUCCGCACUGGAUAAGCUUUCCCUUGCUCUGGAGGAGCCUCUUCUCACGCGAGUGCUGCCCAUGAUUCGGUCGAAGCUGGCCGAGGAGGCUUGGGAGCUCCGUGAGCUUGCAGUGCUGGCCCUUGGUGCAGUGGCCGGUGCGAUCAAAUUGAAUUCUCUGCUGGUGCAGGACAUCAAAGCUCUCCUAUCAGCCUGCGAUGCACCACAGGGCCUUCUCCGCUGUACGGCGCUGUGGUCUGCAUCUCGAUUUGUGCCCCUGUUGGUGAAGCACAAGGAAGCAGUUCUGGAGAGCGAGGAGCUUCUGGACCAGAUGCGACAGGUCUUCUUCAGCCGGCUCAAGGACCCGAACGGCAAGGUGAAAUCGGCAGCUGCAACUGGUGUCUGUGAGCUCCUGGAGAAGAACUCGCAGCAACUGCGACAGCAUGAGGAGUGGAUCCUGGAGGAGAUGCAGAAGGGACUCCACAGUGCUGCCGGUGGAGGCGGUGGUGCCCUCCCUGCCCUUUGCGACUCCGUCACCACAAUGCUGGAGCUGCGGGCCGCCAAGCGGCUCAAAACCGCUGGGGCCCAUGGGGGGCUCUUGGCCGAGCUGAACGCCCAGCUCGACGGGGCGAAUGAUGCCGCCGCAAGCUGCAUCUUCGAGGCCUUCGCGGCCUUCGCAUCUGGCUGGAGUGAUGAGUUCCUGGCGAUUUGCCCGAAGAUUGCAAGGCACGCUGUUCGGGUGAUUCGCAACGGCAUCUAUCCUGCACCCGCUGCGGCAUGCACGGCUAUUGAAGUGCCGCAUGUUGAAGAUGGCAUCCCAGUGACCGUUCGUUCUAUCACGGGCGCCACGCUCCUCUCCGGGCGCCUGGAUUGGGAUCUGCGCGGUGCUGAACUCCGAGACAUGGCGUCGCGGAGCCUCAAUGGCAGGCACUGCAAGUUGGUUGUGGCAGACCAGCUCCUGCCAGAGCAGCUGCCACUCUCGGACUUCUGUGCCCGGGGUUCUCAGAAAGAGUUGAUUCUGACGGCGAUCGUCGUCCCAGCACAUGAAGGCGUUAACGCCGCCCUGGAUUUUCUCGAGUGCGUAGUCGAGGCAAUGGGCAAUAUCCUCUGCGACGAAGCCAGCAUGCCCUGGAAGGAUAUCGUAGCUCUCGCAGUGGAAUGCUUGGAGGAAGAGCACAAGAUGCCGAAGGAGGUGCUGCAAAGCACCUAUUGCUUGCUGGGCACCCUCUGCAAGUCGGAGCAGGAAGCGCUGGAUGCCCACCUGCGAAGUGUUCGGCUGAGACUGCCAAAGCUACUGGUCCCCGGCAUACGGAAGGAAAGCCAGAAGUCGGUUUGCAACAAUGCCAUUUGGGUCACAAUCUGUUGGAAUCGUCUCUUUGCGGAGAUUGAUCUCCCGGUCGAAGACUCCUGCAACCUUGGCACAGCUCUCCAGCAUCUCGCGAAAUCGGAAAAGUCGGUUCUCCGAGAUCAGAGACGUAUGGCCUGUGCUGCCUGGUCUCUCAUCGCGGCCCGAGUCCCUGAGGUGGCCCGGAAUCUGGAAUCAAUCAUCAAAUGCUGGCUGACAACUAUGACGACCGGCGAGGACGAGGUGGAUGUUGAGGCCUGGGCUGGUUUUUCUGUGGCUGCAAAGUCUCAGCCAGAGAUAUUGCUCAGCCAUGCCAAUGAGCUCACGCGCACCAUCCAGUCGAUCAGGAGAACUGAAGGGCAAUCCAGGCUUAGCCGGAUGGAGCCGCAUUUUGAAGAGCUCCUGACACUGUGCAAGACUGCUCGCAACUCUGAGCAGGCGGGGGCUCAGAGGGGCUUGCGUUGUGAGAAGCUCAGAUCUUCUGAGCCCUGGGUCCCAGACCCAAGCCCAGGACGCCGGGGCGGAAGCCCGCCCCUUUCAGCAAAAGGCUCUGAGGAAGCCCUGGAGCUGGGGCAGAUCGAUGAGUUCGUGGAUUCGAUCUGGGGUAACGCCAAGUCCCUACUCGAUUCCGAGCUUGGGAGGAAGCUGACCGACCUGGCUGGUGAGGAGCGCCUCGAGAGCACCAAAGCCGGGAUCAGCGCCACAGGUUCUGGCGCAGUAGCCAUGAUUCCGAUCAGUCUGCUGGACCCGGAUCGGCUCACGCCUCGCUGGGAGUUCCAGCUCGACAUGCUGGCGCUGGACGUCUUCCUCUUCGGAUUAGUGUAUCGCUACGCAGUUCGCACGGGAGACGACAAUCCCAUGCUGCGGCUGGGUGUGUUGGGCGCUUUUGCUUUGCCACGCGCGCUGUUCCUGGUGCGCAUGCCGGCGGAAUGCCAGGCGCUUCCUCUCAGCUGCGGCCCACCGCUCGGUUACUUCAACUGGGACAUGCUGGCCCAGGUCGCGUGGCAUUUCUUGUCCGGCACAGUGAUCUUCGCAGUGGCGCUUUAUGGGCUGGAGCGUGCAAUAGCUACAGGCUUCGUGCGCCGCUUCAAUGCUUCCUGA